This is a messenger RNA of Penicillium alfredii, 3990 nucleotides long. Its product is annotated as GAF domain-containing hybrid sensor histidine kinase/response regulator. Gene Ontology annotation, molecular function: histidine phosphotransfer kinase activity; phosphorelay sensor kinase activity. Gene Ontology annotation, biological process: phosphorelay signal transduction system; protein autophosphorylation. The record is from RefSeq and is a predicted model, not a curated record. The transcript has 3 exons. Lineage: Eukaryota; Fungi; Ascomycota; Eurotiomycetes; Eurotiales; Aspergillaceae. Bases 1 to 3990 code for a protein of 1329 amino acids.
AUGAGCUCGCCCUCCGACCUCAGCAGCUGCGGCGACUGGUCCGUCGUCUACGAUGGCGAAAACGACAAGACGAGAGACAAACUGUCCGACGACAGGCGCACGCUGGCCCGUACGCUGUCGAUCCCCAAGUCGAUGUGCAUCCUAUCUGACACCAAGACUGAGAUCUCGACCGUGUCGGAGCUCGUCUCCCCCAAGCUGAAGCUGCCGCAACUCGGCACCAAUACCGCAGAAAGGUUGUUCCCUGUCCGCUCGGUCGUUUCGUUUGAUUCUACGCCCUCGUCUGCGUUGCAGACCCCUUCGUUGGAUAAACUUGAGAGUCCUGUGUCGCCUUUCACGGAUGCUUUUUGGACUGCGGCGUUGGCGGAAGAGAAGAACGCUGCUCCAUCUCUGGGUGUUAGUGUGAAAGAUCUCGCUGAGCAGCCGGCUGUCUCGAAGAGACCGGAUCAUCUUUCUCGCAUGUAUCAGCAAGGAAGCGAGCUUGGGAGCAGUUCUUCAUCGUCGGCAAAUGUUCCAGAGGUUAACCCUACGCCCCGGUCGUCCGAGUCCAAGACGCAAACUCUUAGCUACAGUCAUUCCAGUGAGACACCUAGUCUUUCGGCGCACCCGCACAAUGCUUUGCAAGAGAGGAAGGAGUCCAUGGAUGCCCAGAAACCGAGAACCAAUAUCUCCAACCUGUCCGAUGACAAGUCAACAGCAAUCCAGCAAUUUGGAGCAUUGCUUGUCGUUUCCAGAUCCGAUGAUGAUCUGCCAGUGCGAGUUGCGAGCGGCAACUCCGAGGACAUAAUGGGCUAUUCCACUGGCCGGCUAUUCGAAAUGAAGACCUUCUGCAGUCUUAUGACACCAUCACACAAAGAGACAUUCCUCGCCCAUGCCAGGUUCGUUCUGGACACAGAGUACGAUGUUGAACGGUCCGGUCCCGAGGUAUUCCGGCUACGUAUAUCUGACUCGGACAACAUGCCUCGGAACCUCUGGUGUACUAUGCAUACAACAAAAGAAUAUGCAAACCAUGUCAUUUGCGAACUCGAGCUCGAUACUUGCAAUUCUUGCGAACUCUCAGAUGCCAUCGGCGUCCAGGGUUGCAAAGAGCAGAGACCAUCUAUGCAUGACUCUUCGGCCAGCAAGCCCCAGCAACCCAGAGGAUCUCGAGACAUUGUGACUAGCUACGCGCUAGACUCUACUGAAAUCCUCAAUUCUCUCCCACAGAUUUUGCAGCAAAUUGCAGGUGCCCAAACGUUGGAAGCGCUGGUGCAGCAUACCGUCGCUACUUUACAGGGAUUGACCCAAUUCGACCGCACAACGAUGUACCAUCUUGAUGGUGAUCAAAAUGGCAUCAUCGUUGCCGAUGCAGUACGCGAGAACAUCCAGAGCCAAGAGGCAACAUUCAUAGAGAAUUUGAAGGAUCUACACUGUCGACAACUAGUCCGCCUCUCAUAUAGCAAGACCAGAACUUCAUCUGAACUGGUUUAUUCCGAACCAGCGCAGAAAAUAGGUCUGGACACGUCCCACUGCUAUCUCCUGGGAUCCUCCGUGCCCUCCAAUUGUUCUACCAUGACGCCUGUGAAAGCAUGGCUCUCUAUUCGCGUCAAGGUCUUUGGAAAGCUUUGGGGCUUUGUGUUAUGUCAAUCCUAUGAAAACGCAAGACUCCACCCGCUCCUUCAAAAAGUGUUUUGGAUUCUGGGAGAAGCCAUCUCCAGCAACAUCGAACGGCUUUCCUAUACUCUACCUUUUCAACCACAAGAACAGAAGCCAUCGCCCUCUGAAGCGAAUUUCACACAAGACGUGCAGACUCCCUCGGUUGAUCUCCUUGGACUCUUUGGGGCUAAUUACGCUGCGGCAUCCAUUCUGUCAGAGAUCAAGAUCUUGGGUAAGCCUAUUGACUCCCAAGAAGUGCUAGCCUUGCUCGAAUAUUUGAGAGCAAAGAACCUCGACACAGUGCUAUGGUCCACGGAUAUCACAGCCGACUUCCAGGACCUCAGCUACCCGCCAGGCUUCCAUCAUUUGUCCGGCCUGCUGUAUAUACCACUGUCAGCCGACGGCCACGAUUUUAUUAUUUUGUUUCGUGCUGAUUUGGAAGAGAAGCGAGAUGCCCCUGACCCCGGCGGAGGGCGAGAUACUGUCAACAAUCAGAGACGAGCGACAGGAACUCCCAGUCGACAGAACGAAUGGUCAGCUGCGGAGUUUGGGAAGGCGUCGAUGCUGUCUCUUCUGUACCGCACAUUCACCGAGGUCUGGCAAGAGAAAGAGGCGACAAUGCAAAACAACCAGCUCAUGAGGCUUCUUUUAGCCAACUCCGCGCACGAAUUCCGGACGCCGCUCAACGCCAUCAUCAACUACCUCGAAAUCGCGCUUGACGGCGCACUGAACCAGGAGACGCGAGAGAACCUGUCCCGCUCGCACUCGGCUUCCAAGUCCCUGAUCUACAUUAUCAACGACCUCCUCGACCUGACCAAUGCCGAAAACGGACAAAAGCUGAUCAAAGACGAGGUCUUCAACCUGGCUGAUACCCUCUGCGAGGCUACCGACAUUUUCUGGGAGGAGGCACGACAAAAGCAUGUGGACCUACAGGUAGUGCAGCACUCGGCAUUGCCCCCGGUCCUGGGAGACCAGAGACGCGUGCGCCAGGUGAUUACCAAUCUCAUCAGCAAUGCUAUCCAGCACACUUCUGCUGGCGCUGUCACAAUCGAGUCUUGUAUCCCCUCUGAUUGCUUGGAGCCGGGACACAUUCUUAUGGAGGUGGCCAUCCACGAUACUGGGGCGGGAAUGUCUCAGGAGACCGUGGAGACGCUUUUCUGUGAAUUGGAGCAGGUCUCGCACAAGGGCUAUAUGCAAAGUCCCAGACCCUAUAUGCAGCCAUCAGACAGUGCGAGCUCAGAAACUGAAAGUGUCCUUGGGCUGGGGCUGGCAUUGGUUGCAAGGAUCGUGCGAAAUAUGAAUGGACAGCUCAGUCUAAAGUCGGAGGAGGGAAAGGGGAGCUGCUUUAAGAUCCGCCUUAAAUUCCCUUUGCCCCCCGAUGGCAACGAUCAAGUUCCUGUCCAUUCGACUUCGGCACCAAGCUCACAACCAAAUGGUGAGACGGGCUCGGAUGACCCUCCAUCCAAUGCUGCAUCGUGUGAUCAAGUACAGGGACAAUCAUACAGCAGCUCAGACAUAAAAUCACCCGUGGAGAAUAAUGGGAUUACGUGCCGUUGUGGUGAUCCUGCAGACUACGGGCCUGGUCAAGAAGAUGCAUCCGUGGAGAUUGAUGUUGGCUUGAAGACGGGAGAGUCGAAGAACAUGCCAAAGCAACACACCUUUCCCAAACCACAGGAUCGGUUCCAAACUCCAUCUAAGGGUUCCAAUGCUCAUCCAACACAUCAGGGCCUACCGGCUCCAACAACCCAAGAAAAAAAGGAUCUAGACGAAGCAACGAAAGCUGCAUUUCAAUCUCCGACCACGGCCCAAACGAGGGGAAAUGCACCACAAGAUCCCAAGGAGAAUGACAACAAGCCUCAAGAGUACAAGCUGCAUAUCCUAGUAGCCGAAGACGACCCAAUCAACAGCACCAUCAUCAAGAAGCGCCUCGAAAAGCUCGGGCAUUCGGUACGCUUGACGAGCAACGGCAAAGAAUGCGCAUCCGUCUACCGCGAAGACGCUCAGUCACUUGAUGCGGUGCUGAUGGACUUGCAAAUGCCCAUAGUCGAUGGUAUAGGAUCCACCAAGAUGAUCCGCGAGUACGAGCAGGAGCAGUCGCUAGCAAAAGAUGCAUGUACUCCUGUCUUCGCAGUCUCUGCUUCUCUAGUCGAGAAGGACCGCCAGACGUAUAUUGACUCUGGAUUUGACGGAUGGAUCAUGAAGCCAAUUGACUUCCAACGUGUUCAUACGCUACUUGGAGGUGUCAAGUCCGAUGCCAUGCGCAGUGCUUGCUUGUACCAGCCCGGAAUGUGGGAGCAGGGCGGCUGGUUUCAGCGGGGUGGUAUUAAUGGGGAUGGCCUUGGGGGGUCCAGCUCUUGA